GGACGCCUUUCCGCACGAUCCGAUGGGGCGCUUCGAUGUUCGAAGCGCUAGCCCUAAUUAAAUGCGUCGUUCUGUCUUUUAGACCGACACGUGUUAUCAUCUAACCGGGACGCAGCGUUUUCUUCGCUGAUCCGGGCCGUUGGGGAGGUCUAUAUAAACUCUCCCCCGGCCCCCUGUCCUCUUUCUAUUGCCUUCUGCUUCCAGCUUCCUAUUCUCCCAGCCUUCCUCAGACCGAAGUCCCUUUUCUCCGGCAUCUUUCCCAGGUCCCCCUUCUUUUUGAUUUCCCUCUCUUGUAAUGGGUUCGUUGCCUAGCGAAGUAGUAUCCACCAUGAGUGUCCUGGAGGUCGAGAUGACCGAAGAGUGGUUUUUUCCUCUUCACGGGUUCCGUUUGGAACCCGCCAGGCGAAGGGAUCGGGUAACCGAUCCUCCGGUAGGCUGGAUCGGAGUGCACUCGGAGUCACUCUGGGCCGGCCUCCGAUUUCCUCUUCACAGCUUUGUGAAUGAGUUGCUGGCGGUAUGCCAGUUGGUUCCGGCGCAACUCACUCCAAACGCUUGGAGGACAGUGAUGGGUUUCCUGUCACUGUGUUUACUACAGGGGAUUCCUACCUCUGUCAACGUCUUCCGGCGACUUUUUAUUUUCAAGUCGAACUCGGGAGACGGGGAGUGGCUCUACAUCGCCCUCCGGGUGGGUCGGCCACUUUUUCAUGGUGCCCCCUCAUCCAUUCAUGGUUGGAAGGAGAAAUUCUUCUUCCUGGGUUCUGAACGGUCCUGGGGGUUUGACCCCAGGUGGAGGCCGGCCCAACUUAAAUCCAUCAACAGGCUCCCCCAGCUUUCUCCGCGUGAGCAGGAGAUCUUCGAUACCAUCCGCAGCCUUGGGGACGGGAUUUUGCUGAACGGCCUCAUUAGCGAGGACGCCCUGGUGAACGUGGGCUUGAGCUCGGCACGUCCUCAGGGUAAGGAUAGUUACAGCAACUUCUUAUUUCCUUAUUGUUCUAAUGUUCUAAUUUUGCUUAUCUUUGCAGACAUCGCAAAAAUGGUGACCAAGAGCGAAGUCCUUUACGCCCGCUUCCAGAAGAGGGCGGCCGAACUCUCAGGAGAACCGACCGAGCCGAGGAAGAAAGCAAAGACCUCGGCGAAGACCUCGACGACCACAACAGUUGAGGCGCGCGCUUCUCGCCCCGUGCGCCCUGAGGCUGGUCGGGGAGAGGGCGUGGGCUCUGGCGGAGCCACGAUGGCACUUCCGUGUCCGGUGCCGAUUUCGCAAGUCCCUGGUCGGCAAGAAGCUCCAAAUUCCGACCAGGGAGGGAGGACCUCAACAGAUCUGGCGCUCGCACGCCCCACCUCUACCACGCAGCGGUCCGGUCAGCCGUCUACUCGACCCCAAUUCCCCAGCUCUGAGCCGGGGAAUAGCCAAGAAGCAACGGGGUCGGCCGCACCCAGGCCAGCUGAGGCCGGUCUGGCGGGUUCUUCGGGUCCUCAGGAGCGGGUGCCUUACGCUCCUGGAUGGGCUUUUUUCGAGGGCGACUCGGCCCUCGAUAAUGCACAAGUGGCGCGCGAAGUUCUUCGGGUCGCGCUGCUCCCGGCCGACCAGGCCAAAAUUCGGUCCAUGAACUACGGCGAGUUCAUGGACUCCGCUAUUUGCUCUUCCAUCCGACGCCUCCACGAGACCGAGACGAUGAUUCACAUCAUCCAGGACUAUCGGGACCGGGCCCGAAGGCAUCAAAGGGGGCGCGAGGAGGCCGAAACAAAGUUCCUCGCGUCUGAGGCCGAGCAGAAAGUGCUUCAAGCGAAGCUAUGGGCGGCCGAAGACGAGGUUCGGACUCUGGUCGCCGAACUUGAAGAGGAGAAGGGCGCGCACUCUUUGACUAUGUCUGAAGUGCGCGCCGCGGAGGCCCGCCGGACGGAGGCCGAAUCGUCGCUCGCUAUACGCGAGCAGGAGGUGGGGGAGGCUCGAAUAAAGGUCCGAGAUCUCGAGAUCCGUCUACUUGACGUGCAAUCUCUGCUCGCCGGAUCGCGAGAGAGAAAUAAAGAUUUUGGAGCGGAAGGCCGCCUACCACGAGGCUCGAGAGAAGGAGGCCCGGGAGCAGGCCCAGGACGCCGUCAAGCUCUUCCGCGAAUCGGAAGAGUUUCGCGACUUGAUGGAAGAGGAAGGCGUCAAUGGUCUCAUCCAGGGCUUCCAGGACUUCCGCAAUCAGUUGCGGCGACUUCUCCCAGAUUUCGACCUUAGCCUGCUUCAACCAGGCGCUGGGGUCGAAAACCCAGAAGCGGAGGCGGAGGUAGAGGUUCCAACCUCUGGCGGGACCGACCAGGAGGGUCAAGCUGAAGAAGGCGAGAUCGCUCUCGAGGUCACCGAGGCAGCUCCCAAAGCCACCGUGGGGGCCUCGGCCGCAGAAGAGCCAACUGUUCCUGAAGUCGCCGGGCCUGAGCCCUUGGUGUAGUUUUCCCCUUUUUCCUAUCUUCUUUUUCUUUUUUGUAAGCCGGAGCGGCCUCUAUACUUUGUUAAGGCCGGGUCCGAGCUCUUGUACUAGGCCUCCGGGCUUUUUGAAAUGAAUAUUCAUUUGUGUGGAAACUCGUCUAUUGUAGUUUAAGUUUCUCUGCUCGGAUCUGUUUUAGGUUCCGAGGAUAUGGGCUCUAGGGCCUGAGCUUUUCCCGCCACAGGGUUUUGAGUUAGAGUUUGGCUUGCCGAGCUCCAUUGCUCGGUUCUUCGACUAAUGGUGUAGCAACGCUUGUGCUUAUACCAAGGGUUUGGGCUCGGAACGUUUUUCCGAGCCUAGUCCAGAAUUCGACUAAGCCCUAGGGCGGUCGUUAGGACUUGGGACUUCUUAAUGCGGCGAAUUUCGAAUCCGAGCCUCGGGUUGCCGGGGCGAACCGGAUUCUUUUCUUACAAAUGGACUGCAUACCCGUCAGCCCGUGACGGGGAUUCACCGGACUUGCAACAAUGUGUCGGUGUCAUGAGCAUCCAAUAAUGGGUAAUGUAAAAACCACUCCGUUUUUGGAGGGCGUCGACAGAGAAAUCCAUCGAUGAAGGAACGAGCCGAGCUCGUUGGUUGAAGCUGGUAAAGAAUGAGCCGAGCUCGUUUGGCCAAUAAAGACA
Messenger RNA from Phoenix dactylifera (date palm), 3094 nucleotides. Lineage: Eukaryota; Viridiplantae; Streptophyta; Magnoliopsida; Arecales; Arecaceae. The record is from RefSeq and is a predicted model, not a curated record.